This is a messenger RNA of Gallus gallus (chicken), 9065 nucleotides long. It is a transcript of the gene CIITA, whose product is annotated as class II major histocompatibility complex transactivator. Bases 3668 to 7183 code for a protein of 1171 amino acids. Lineage: Eukaryota; Metazoa; Chordata; Aves; Galliformes; Phasianidae. Gene Ontology annotation, biological process: positive regulation of MHC class I biosynthetic process; inflammatory response; positive regulation of transcription by RNA polymerase II. Gene Ontology annotation, molecular function: ATP binding; protein binding. The transcript has 22 exons. The record is from RefSeq and is a predicted model, not a curated record.
GGAAGUAGUGCCAUUCUGUUGUUGUUUUGUGUGGUGCUGCACCAAGACAAAAACACGUUACAGCACUCACAGAUUUGCUUCCAUGGCUCUAGGCUUAAGUAAAAGAAGUAUAACCAACUCCUGCAGGACACAGGGGAGGCCUUCCUUGCUUUUCCAUGAAGCAGGACAUGCAUAGCUUAUCAGACUAAUCCCAUACAGCAGAAGCAGCGUGCACUGUAGCCAUUAAGUAACAAUAUCAGCAAAGACCAGACACUAGCCGAAUAUAAAAGUAGUGCAGGGACCACUGUUGAGUGGGAUCCUCUCUCAGCUGCACUGAGACCCCCACACCGCACACACCAACAUCUGGACUGACCAUCAAACAUCAGACUGUGUUGCCCUUCCUAACAGUCCCUUCCCCUUUAGCACGUUAUUAGUUGUAUGCUUUGCUAAGACCAUUUGUUUAUGAGUGUAUGUUUGGAAUUGCUAUCUGUUGAGCAUUUGCCAACUGAGAUUGUAAUUGCUUAAGGACACUGUAUUAAAUAAAUGUAUAGUUAAUUGCCUGACUUGUGGUCAGUUAAGUGUGUUAACUGAACUCUGUGUGGCACUGCUGAUCAUAAGGCAGGGAACAGAAUGGAGUACAACAGAAAAUCUGUGCAACACCGCUGACCAUGGUGUGCAACAUGGACCUGAUAUCUCUCUUGUUCUUUUAGGUCCGUUCAUGUACAGUAAAUAGAACCUGCUCUAAGGAUAGGGUGGUGCUGUGUUGACUUGGUUAACUGAAGUCAGCUGAUUUCUCAUAAUGAUUUGGAGUACUGCCUGGAAUCUACAUUGGCGUAGAUUCAGAGACUUGCCCUUUCAGCUGCACAAGGAUACUUUGAAUAACACUGUGGUAGUAGUUAAUCUCAGUUACAGCUUAAUAUUCGAAGGUACAAAAUGCUUGAAGAUAUUGUUUAAGAAUGACUUUUACCUCACUUGUAUUGGAUACACAGAUGCAGUUUGAUGGAGGAUCAGUAAAAUACAUAAAUUUUGAGGAGAUAGUUCAGCCAAAUUACAGAAGUUACUGAAUAGAUAAAUUUCUAUUAGUGCAUAGCUCUGUUUAGAUCUCUGACAUGCUUGCUGGACAGUUCUUCAACCACAGCUUUCAAUGGCAAAGUCUACUUCAUCUUUUGUUGUAGACGCUGUGGUUAAGUGGCUUUUGCUAUGUUUGCUUGUGUUUGUUCUUAUUUAUUCCAAAUUUGUAGUUUUGAAAGGGAGAAAUAAUCUUUCUCAGGAAAAAGAAGAAUACAGGACAAAAAACAUGAAAAAAGAGAAGUGAAAAAGAGUUCCUAAUCUGGUUAUGCAGUGAAGGGAGAAACCUCUAUUUACAAUUCUUAAUUUGUUUGACAUGCGGAUUUCUGUGAAGCAGACUGGUACUGCAGUGCUUCUGUUCAAUAGUAUCUUGUCUUAAUUUGUUAAUCUUUUUCUGGUUCAUUGGAUAGCUUCCGCUGCCUAAAAUUCCUUGAACUCAAUCACAGAGAACCUGACAAGGCGUUGGAGGAAUCCGUGCUGUUUCUAUAAGCCUGUGUCACACCCCGAGGUGGAGGCACUCAGGAUUGUUCAAUCCCUCACAUAAGCCACAAAAACAUCGUUGUGGAGCGAAGUCCAGCACACUGACUUGCACAUUCUUUUUGAGAUACACAGAAUGCUACUGGAGAUGUCUUGCCCUACAUGCAGUACACAGCUCUGAGCCUCUCCUGGGGAUAGGGGCCCAACCUGUUUUGGUAAAAACAAAAGCAUGGUGCAUGUCUGUGUUUUAACAGUGGCCUACGAGCCCCUUUUCAAUGGAGUCUGUGCUCAGGAAGAGACCACAAUUUCCUCUGCUGCCCCAGAGAUGUCAAAGUCCAUCCUCCUGCCUUAGGAGAGAAGGAAGCUUGAGGCCGCCUCAGCUGUUCCCAUGAAAGCUCUUCUGCCUGAUCCCCAGACUGGAGGCUGAAGCAUCUAUUUCUCUCGUGUAUGGGCCUCAAUUCACGAUCCACAGAUUUCUUUAUUUUUUUAAACCAGAAUCUAUAAAUAAUCACCAAAUAAAGGCAUUGAAAUACAUCUUGGAGGAAGGGCAAGAACCCAGCCCUGCUUGUUUCUCUGAAGACAUUAACUUCUGGUUUCAUCCUUCGGGCAGGAUAGAACAGCUUCAAAAAAAGGGUUUGAGAGCUCCAUGUCCCUCUCAGGCAAGCAGCCCUGAGGUCACACUGCAGAGCUGUAGAAACAUGAAUCUGAAGCUCCUGAAGAAGAAAACUGUGUGACUCUGUGAUCAUCAGAUUCACUGGCUGCUGUUACAAGAAAAUGAGCACAGCUACUGGAAUGAAAGUAGCAGUAAGGGCUUGUUUUUACAAGUGACUAAAGAUAGAGCUACCGUGACUGAUGUGUAUUUUAGUGUCUUUUGUGUCUAAAAUCUGCUAGCUGACAAAAAUCAGAAAUGCUGCAGGGAAGCCCCUAGAAUAUAUGAUUUUACCAACUGUCAGUGGAGCGGUUUUGCCCAGUUUUCUCAUCUCCAUCAUUGUGAAACUUGAAACAGAGCUGUGGUUUUGAACUUGUGCUCUUCCUUGUUGGUGUGGGUUUGAACUUGUAUUCUGUUUCCCAUUCUUGCUCUCUUGUAUUUCAAUGUCAAGAGAAAUUACAGUUUUUAUCACCUUAUCACCUGCUGCAGUGUACUGGACUAAUUAAGUGAUGUCCAAGUGAUGGUGACAGAAAGAGUAUUAAUUCCUUUUUUUUUCUGUUUCUUCAAUUGCUGUAAUUGCUCUCAGCUAUAGAAGACAAAAUAAGAUGAUAAUUUAGAUAACAUUUCUUUAACAAGAUUAAUACUGUUGUGUGCUGCUUGUCCCAAAACUAUCGGCAAGAGAUUUGCACAGUUACAUGACCCUUGCAGACUUCUUGAAAACCAAGAGGAGGAAUAACAGCUCCUUCCUGUCUCUUCCUCAGUCCAUAGGCCAGGAGGCAAAUGGAUGCUGCUGCAGGUCCUGGUGCUCACAGUGUGCUUGCAGAGCAUGCCGCUGCAGCCAGCUGCUACUGAAAAUGCUUUGCACUCUAUGGCAUGCUGACAAAACACCUUGUCCUUAAGGUAUUUCUUUUCCUGCAUGUGACAGAUGUUGGCUUCUUUUCCUAAGACAAGUAAGAAAGGUACCUCUGCUUUUACAGCAAUGGCCUCCUUACCCUCAGAAGUGUCACAGUUUCUUCCUUAUUAGCCAUCAUGGCUAUGCUGCUUCUGUGGAAAUUUUUCUUGGAAAGUCUGCUGAAAUUACCUUCUCUCUAGCUCUUCUCUUUCAGGUAAGAACAUCAAUGGGACUUGCACAACUACUCUUAAUUGUGAUAAAACCUGCAAUGAUGAUGCUGAGGUGGAAAACAAGAUAGGUAGAUCUGUAACAUCUUCCAAAGGAUGAGUACAAGUCAUUUCAGGAAUGUUCCCCACGUGUAACUGUUCCUACAAUGCAUAUGUGAAAAGCUACACUUACCCUUCUGGAGCUGCUAUAUGCGGACAGGACUGGUUAUCCAAGAGGGGUGUGAAGCAGCUGGAAUGUACCAGUGUAGGCCAGCUUUUGGCCUUUGGUACCUGGCAUUGCGAUGUGUCAUGAAUCUCAACAGAUUUUACCUGUGUCAAGAUGGAAGAAGACUUCUUAAUCAGAACUGCUUCCUAGAGAGGCCUUGAAUAUGACUGAUGAUGCCAAAAAAACUCUCUGUAAACCUCCAUAUCCAAGAAGCUGAGAUUGGGUCUGCCUCUCUUCCCCAAGCUGCAGAACUCUCACUGAUGUUUGCUGUGAGAGUAAGCAGUUCCCAGUUUUCUGGAGGGCAGACCUUCAGCAUAUGCUCUUCUGCUCCACAAGAUGACAACAAGAGACAAAUCAUGGAUUCAACAUCUGUGUCUGAAAAUGGCUAUCUUGAUUUGCUGCUCUGUGAUAUUGAUCCAAUGCAUCUAUUUGCAUUCUCAGAUCCUAAGUCAUCUGGAAAUGAAGGUGAAUUCUUUGCAGAUCCUGAAAUUGAUACCUACAACUAUGAACAAUUCAAUAAUAUGGAUUUCCUGUGUGCAGUGGAAAAUGAUGAAAAUGAGGAUGAAUUGUAUCUCUCUUCCAAUGCCAAAGAUGCUUAUGCUAGAAUAGCUGAAUUAGCAGAAUAUGUGCUCAAGGAUCCGCAUGAGAAGCAGGUGGAAGAUGAAUUUGCAGGGAACCUUAUUUUGGAUGAAAUGGCUCUUGAAAACACUGAGAAAUUCACUGAUGUAAAGAUGCAGAAAUGUCACAAAAGAACCUUUUCAGGCUCUGCAGAGAAUUGCUCUGAUGCUUCUGAACCUAAAUACAAGAAAAUUGUGGAUGCCCCUGCAGUAUCAACAGGGAAUGGAUGUUUCCUUACGAUGUCUCUCAACAGCCAUUCAUCUGACUGCACCUCACUAACUCACCAGCACAUGUCCUUUUCUGUUCCCACUAUCAAUGCACCGGGAAGUUUUGUAAUUCCUGGGUCUUCAGUGCCUUUGAUUCCAGAGUGUCUGCCACUAGGCAUGAAAGACAACAGAGAGAAUGUAGACUUUGUGGAUCCUGCUCAGCAGAAAAUUAAUUAUUUUCUUGGAAAUGGCACAUCUAAUGCUAUAAGAUAUCCAGAACUGACUUCCUCCACUGAAUUAAUGGUAUCCCCAAGUUUUCAAGUUAAUUUAAAUGGCUUAGAAAUGUUCAAAGAAGUUCAAGUUCCAGAAAUUCUUUCUGAAGAAUCUUCAAGAAGACCAAGAUCAGUGGAAGCUUUCUGUACAUCACUUAUGGAUUACUUCCGAGACGUAUGCAAAUCUGUGUCUGUGGAGCGUGAAAUGUCUCUUGAUCACAUGUAUAUUGAUGGUACGCUUAGGCAAAGCCAAAUUGAAACCAAGCCUGGGAAGAACAGUGUAAAAUCAGUGGAAAGAGAUUCAGUAACUUACAGUCAGCAAGAGAAGGAAGAGGCAGUAAUUGAAAGAAGCCAAAUAUUUCAAAUGCCAGGAGGUAAAGAGUUAGAGACUAAAGUGAUUGUGGUGCUGGGAAAAGCAGGAAUGGGCAAAAGCGUUCUUGUUCAGAAGAUCUGCCAGGACUGGUCCAAUGGAGAGUUUUCUCAGUUUGAAUUUGUCUUUUGGUUUGACUGCAAACAAAUAAGCUUGCCUGAGAAGUGGUACAGCUUGAAGGAUCUACUUCUUGAUUUUUUUGUAAGACCUCAGGAGGGAAGCAAAGAGAUCUUCGAGUACAUACUUCAAAAUUCUACUAAAGUCCUUCUGGUUUUUGAUGGUUUGGAAGGGUUGCAUGGCCAUGAGAAUUCUCCUCAGUGCUCAGCCAGCCAGCCUAACAAAGACCUGUGCCGCGUGAAGGAGCUGCUUUCAGGACUCAUCCAAAAGAAGAUACUCAAUGGCUGUACUUUAUUACUUACAGCAAGAACAAAAGAAAAGGUGUGCCAGUAUGUGUCCAAAGUAGAUAAGACUAUUGAAAUAGUAGGAUUCUCCCCUUGGCAGAGAGAACUGUACAUAUCCAAAUACUUUGAAGGAUUACCCUCGUGCGAUAAUGCACUGAAUUUAAUCAAAGAGCAUGAAUACCUCUUCAGUCAUUGUUACAGCCCUGUUAUGUGUAGAUUUGUUUGUUUUCUCUGUGAGACAAUACUUGAAAUGGGAGAUCAAGGCCUUCCUUCAACUCUUACUACACUCUUCCUGAAAUUUGUUCAGCAAAAAAUAAUGCCUACACAAACAGAUGUUACAGAUGUUACACUUGCUCAAAACCAAGAGAAUCUUGCUACACUAGCCUGUAUAGCCUGGUAUCUUGGAGAAAAGCACCUAAGUGCCAUGAAAAGUGAUCUUCUUCCUUCUAAAGAAGUUAAAGAGUUUGCUCUGAAAAAUGGAUUUUUCCUGCCAUUUGCAUUCCCCAAACAUUCAGAUACGGGAGAAGAGGAAUAUGGGACCAUGUUCUCUGAUUUUGUCAUCCAGAAUUUCUUGGGUGCACUUCACCUUAUAUUAACAGAAGGCAUCAAGAACAAAAGUCUAAUAAAGUACCUCUCUUUUCCAUCCAAAAAGAAGAAACCUUAUAACUGGCUACAUUUCGUGCCUCGAUUUUUGGCUGGAUUGUUAUUCCUCCAGGAUGACACCUACUUCUGCUCCCUUUCAAACAAGGGUGUAAAAAAAUCAACCAAGAAGCAGAAAAUGCUCCUGAAAUAUAUUAAAAGGUUGCAAAUAGACAACCUCUGUCCAGAGAGGUUACUUGAGCUUUUGCACUGUAUUUAUGAAACACAAAACAGUUAUCUCUUGCAGCAUGUGGCCUUACGGCUCAAGCCAGACCUGUCCUUUCUGGGCAUUGUUCUUACACCACCUGAUGUCCAUGUACUGUCCUCUACUUUAAAAAGGUCAAGAAAAGAAUUUUCCUUGGAUUUGCAAAACAGCAGUAUUGACACACACGGGCUAAAAGACUUGGUUGGCCUGAAGAAUGUGGUGUCAUUCAGGGCCUCCCUCAGUGAUACAAUCAGGCUAUGGAAAUACUUAGAACAGACAAAAGACUAUGAACUGCUGAGAGUGUCAACAGAAAAAUUUGUUCUUGAUCCCUUUAAGGCAAAAACAAUGAGAGACAUCAUUGACCUUUCUGACCUUGUAGAAAUGCAGGAGAUAAUAAUCAAUCGUGUGCAAGAUGACUCUGGUUGCAGCAGCUAUCAAAUUCCUGCCAUAAAAAACUUGAGAAAACUAGAAUUUGCUCUGGGUCCAGCGUGUGGCCUCCAGGGAUUCCUAAAACUUGUGGAAAUUCUUGCAGCAUUUCCAUCACUGCAGCAUUUAGACCUUGAUGCUCUGAGUGAAAAUGGCAUAGGAGAUGAAGGAGCAAAGAGUCUGUCUGAAGUCUUUCCAACACUGACAUCACUGGAAACAUUAAACUUGUCACAGAAUAAGAUAACAGAUGUGGGUGCAGAGAAACUGGCUACAGCUCUUCCCUCCUUGUCUUCAUUAACAACACUAAGCUUAUACAAUAAUAGCAUUUGUGAUUUUGGAGCGGAAAACCUUGCAAAAGUCCUUCCUGCAAUGGCUUCUUUAAGAGUGCUAGACAUUCAGUAUAACAAAAUAACUGAUGUUGGAGCCCAACAGCUGACUGACAGCCUAAGAAAAUGUCCCCAUAUAAAAAAUUUGGUGAUGUGGAAUCCUACAAUUCCAUAUGGAGUUCUUGAACACCUUCAGCAGCUGGACUCUAGGAUCAGCGUGUAGGUUCGGAUGAUCCUAUAAAGGUACCAUGAAAAGGGGAAGGUCUCUUCUGUGUUUUCCUAUCUUACCGCUUUAUGAAGCAGGAAUUAAAUGCCAACUUCUGUGAUAGUGGCAACAUGAAAAAAGUCACAUUGAACCUUCUGGGUGAUGCUUGAAGUGGGUGAAUGAUGGAAUUCACAUUUUUAAGAGGUCAUUUAAAGUGCUUUUUAAAAACUCAGUUGCGUCUCCGUUGAAUUGAUGAACAGUUAAGUAACAUUUCACAGAAGAACAACUGGAUAAUUUUCAGUAUUAAAAGUGAACAGGAGUCACCAGCUUAUUGGCAGUAGAAAAUUCUCUCAUCGAUUCAUCGAAGUGUACGCUACAAGCUGCUGCACCUGCAACAUCUGAAGUCAUGAGAGAUGAAAACUAAUUGUUUUGUGGUGCCACUGAUAAACACAGUUAAGUUUGUUUUGAUUUUGGACUACCAAAAUUGAAGUUUUCACCUGUAAAUCUGGAUUAAAUGGAAGUGUCUGGAUCAGAAGUGUAAGAACAGCCAGUCUGGAAAACAGUCUGAAGUUGUAGUGUUGUCCUUGGGAAUCUAGAAGUGGCUCUUUUCUUCAUGUUCAUUACCAACGCUGUCUUAAGAAAAGUAUUUCUUAUCAAAUAACUGUCUUGUUACAGAUUCCUUCAAAAAGAUUGGAGGGAGAAAAGGGAUGAAUUAAAACUGGAAAACUAUCAGGGAUUUCCCUGAUAAUGUGACAGAAAUCCAAUUAUAUACAAACAGCUCCAGCCCAGUGCAGAGAAAUCUUCAGUGACAUUGCUUAAAGGUUUUUACUCUGUCACAAAUGGAAACUUGACGACUGUGAGGAUUUUUCUAUUUUUUACUGAAAGGGUUUCACUCAGUGUGAGCUAUUACAAAAAGAGAUUCUGGGUUGUAAAUGUCAGCUAAAGUAUUUGUGCAUGAAAUUCUGAGGAACUGAAAACAAAAGUUGGACUUCUGAAACCGAUUUUUCUUCUUAUUCAUAUACCUGCACUGAGAUUUGUCACCUGCAAGUGUGAGACUAACUGCACAAGCAUCUAUUUUAUACUUGAAAAUGAAAUCACUACUUUGUGUUCUUGAUGUGGUCUGCCUCUACAGAGUUAUGAAGAAUUAGCCAAUGACAGGAAAUCACGUAUUCCAAACAAUUAACAUGGAUCUGUUCUGCUGGCCUCAGUAUUAUUUGAGCCAAAUCUAAACAGUUCAAAACCUCAAUCUUUGUUCUUUCCAGCAAAUUCUAUAUUUCCACUAACAUUCUGCACCUGCAGAAUCUUGACAAUUUAAAGAAAGAAGGAAGGAAGGUCUUCUAAUUUAUUGUUUCUGUUCAAAGUCAGGAUCCAGACCUAGUACGUGGAGGUAAUAGUACAGCAGAGCAAGGUGAAAAACACUAUGGAGAAUGCAAUUCUAACUGGAAAAUUAUAUUUUCCUUCAUUAUCUGCUUCAGUCUUCAAAUUCUAGCCAGAGGUGUGGAAAAAUCUCAUUUAUGUUCCUCUCUUUAAGCUGCUUGAAUGGGAAGUAGCUUGAGCUAAAUUCAGUGUGACAUUCCCAUCAGCCUACAACGCUCCAGUCACGAAGAGCUACAGUGAGCCCUCCUCUCGGCUUCCUGGAACCACACUUUGGAUGACAAAUGCCCCUUUAGGGAUAUAUUCUGCAGCCAGGCUUCACUGUGACUGAAUCUAAGAAUAUGCUAACUAUUAUGGAGGCAGCUAAAUGUAACAGCACUCUGCACUGCUAAAAUGGUGUUCUACUGUUCUCUCAGUGGAAGAUGUAUGCUUAUAAUGUAGAUUGUAAAUUGUGAUGCAGUGUUUUGGUCAUUUUUAUACAUCUUUUUGAAAGUAUUAAUAAAAGUGAGUAUUCCUUUUUACAGUA